This is a messenger RNA of Tympanuchus pallidicinctus (lesser prairie-chicken), 3845 nucleotides long. It is a transcript of the gene UAP1L1, whose product is annotated as UDP-N-acetylglucosamine pyrophosphorylase 1 like 1. Gene Ontology annotation, molecular function: UDP-N-acetylglucosamine diphosphorylase activity. The transcript has 9 exons. The record is from RefSeq and is a predicted model, not a curated record. The coding region runs from base 67 to 1572 and encodes 501 amino acids. Lineage: Eukaryota; Metazoa; Chordata; Aves; Galliformes; Phasianidae. Gene Ontology annotation, biological process: UDP-N-acetylglucosamine biosynthetic process.
GGGCAGGCGGCCGCCCCGCCCCGCCGCCUCCCGGUACCGCCGCGGCCGCUCGGCAGCGCUGCGAGGAUGGAGCCGCCCGAGGAGGUGCGGGCGCGGCUGGAGCGGGCCGGGCAGGGCCACCUGCUGCGCUUCUGGGCCGAGCUGGACCCGGCGCAGCGCGCGGAGCUGCUGGCCGCGCUGCCGUCCGGGCUGGGCGAGCACUGCCGGCUGGCGGCGGCCUGCGCCCGGCAGCGGGAGAACCCGGAGCGCCUGGACGGCCGCGUGGAGCCGCUGCCCGCCGCGCUCCUGGGCAGCGCCCGGCACUGCGGCCCCGCCGCGCUGCGGCGCUGGGAGGACGAAGGUUUGCAGCAGAUCUCACAGAACAAAGUGGCAGUGCUGCUGCUGGCUGGAGGACAAGGAACCCGCCUGGGAGUGAGCUACCCCAAGGGCAUGUACAACGUGGGACUGCCCAGUGGCAAAACCUUGUAUCAGAUCCAAGCAGAAAGAAUCCGAAAAGUGGAGCAACUCGCUGGCCAGAGGCACCGCUGCCAGUGCACCGUGCCCUGGUACAUCAUGACAAGUGAGUUCACGCUGAGGCCGACAGAGGAGUUCUUUGUAAAACACAGAUACUUCAACCUGGAUAAAUCCAAUGUAAUCAUGUUUGAACAGAGGAUGCUGCCAGCUGUCACCUUUGAUGGGAAGGCCAUCUUGGAGGAGAAGGGGAAAAUUGCUAUGGCUCCAGAUGGCAAUGGUGGCUUGUAUCGUGCCUUGGUGGAUAAUAAGAUCUUGGAUGACAUGAAGCAGCGUGGUAUCCAGUACGUCCAUGUGUACUGUGUAGACAACAUUCUUGUCAAAAUGGCAGAUCCAGUCUUCAUAGGCUUCUGUGUUUCCAGAGGAGCAGACUGCGGUGCCAAGGUGGUGGAGAAGGCCUACCCCACAGAGCCUAUAGGGGUGGUGUGCCGCGUGGAUGGGGUCUCUCAUGUGGUGGUGGAGUACAGCGAGAUCAGCCCGGAGACGGCGCAGCAGCAAAGGCCUGAUGGGGGGCUGAUGUACAGCGUUGGCAAUAUCUGCAACCAUUUCUUCACUGUUGACUUUCUGCAGACAGUGGCCCAAAAACACGAGUCCCAGCUGAAGCACCACGUGGCCAUAAAGAAGGUGCCUUACAUUGACGAGGAGGGAAAUCUGGUAAAACCGCUAAAACCGAAUGGAAUAAAGCUGGAGAAGUUUGUGUUUGAUGUGUUCCAGUUCUCUAAGAAUUUUGUGGCAUUUGAAGUUUUGAGAGAAGAGGAGUUCUCGCCGUUAAAAAAUGCAGACACAGCUGAGAAAGACAACCCUAGCACUGCUCGGCGGGCCCUCCUGGCCCAGCACUACCGCUGGGCUCUCAGGGCUGGGGCCAGGUUUCUGGAUGCAGAUGGCUGCAGGAUACCAGAGGAGCUCAGUCUUUCAGGAACCGAAGAUCCUCCGGCUGUGUGUGAGAUUUCUCCAUUAGUGUCUUACUUUGGAGAGGGUCUGGAGGUGUACAUGAAGAACAAAGACUUCUGUUCUCCCUUUAUACUCGAUGAAGACAAAGCAGAAAUGCUAGGAAGUUCUUGAAGAGGAGGGAGGUCUUCUCCCCUCAAAUCAGAUGCUUGUGAGAGCAGUUAUAAGAACCGACCCUACUAAAAUGAAGUGCCUUAUGAAAACUUGCUUUCAGUAUUAGGUUGAUGCCAAAUCCUUGCAACAGUUGCAUAUACACAUCUGUGCUCACUCAGCAGAUCCGUUUGGUGACAUUGAAGUCAGCCUUCUACCUUGAUCUGUUUUGUCAACAGUGAUAUGAAUGACAAUUAAUACUUUCCAGGUACCACACAGAUUUUAUAUUUCCUUUCUCUAGUGCAUACAGAUUUAUAACAGAGCCAGCUGGAAUCUAAUCAGUCAGCUUUGCAUUCAUGAAGAUUAGAUCUCUGCAGUGCUUACCUUUGUACCUUGUUUGCGCUGUUGUUAUUUUUUGUGUAUGUUUGCUUGUUUGCUUUAAGCUCUGCUGGUCAGGAGAUGCAGUUCAGCAUUCACAUCCUGCAGUCAGUGUGUAUGGAGGAGUGUGCUGCACUUGGGGCCUUCUGUGUUAAAGUUUUGCUUGAGAUGUGGACCCUGCAGCAGUGAGACUGGCUUGCAUAUGUAGGCUCUGUGGUGGCACUCCAAGAAAACAGUAAAUACGCAGCUCAGAGUGAUUGCUUUUUACAGCUGCAGUGAGCUGCAGGUGGGGAAGAGGACAAAGAAGAAGGCUGAGAACUCUUCACAACAGCCUUCUCUUCCUCCCUUAGGACAAUCAUUUAUUUUGCUUUCCAUUUUUCCAUUUGAUACAUACAGCAUCCCUCAGGGAGGCGCUCCUGCGAAGUGCCUGAAGGUGGCAGUGACAGGAGGGACAAGCUGUGAGGGAGAGUUUGAGGCUUAAUCCCAAUGUAAGCAAUGUAACAGUAAAACGCCUCAGCUUCUGCAAUUUCCAGUGGAGCGCUUCUCAGCACUUUUUCAGUUAAGGAAAUAACUCUUUAGAUGCCUUGCUCUUAUCCUAGGUUACAGACUAUGAUAUAUCAACUAACGAAGGAAGGUAAUUUGCACAAUUUCAGUAGCACAGCAGCCCAGCCUUGGCAGAGGGGUCUCGGGGUGGCCGUGCCUCACAGCUCCUGCUCUGCAACAGCAGAUCCUACACACCAAAGUCAUUUCACACCUCAGGAGGACUCUUCAGGUGCGUUGCUGAGCGGGGUUGGGUUGACGAGCACACACUGCAUUUCCCCCAGUCAGCUGUAAGGAAGGUGAUGAACCAUAGAAUCCUAGAAUGGCCUGGGUUGCAAAGGAGCACAGUGCUCAUCCAGCACAACCCCCUGCUGUGUGCAGGUCGCCAACCAGCAGCCCAGGCUGCCCAGAGCCACAUCCAGCCUGGCCUUGAAUGCCUGCAGGGAUGGGGCAUCCACAGCCUCCUUGGGCAACCUGUGCCAGUGCCUCACCACCCUCUGGGGGAAAAACUUCCUCCUAACAUCCAACCUCAACCUCCCCUGUCUCAGUUUAAAGCCAUUCUCCUUGUCCCAUCACCAUCCACCCUCACAAACAGCCGUUCCCCCUCCUGUUUAUUUGCUCCCUUCAAGUACUGGAAGGGGAGAAGUUGUUUCAGAUGAGGCAUUUCAUGUCUCUGCUUCUACUAUGGAAUUGUCAAUGCUGAUAUUAAGCACUGAUCUUUUAUAUAAUUGAAUUUCUGAAAUUCUUCCUAUGAAGCUGUAUUCAGAAUGUUGGAGGAAAUAAAAAUAGCUUUGAGAAUAACUAUCAUGUGUAAGUAGGCUCGUGUUUUACAGAGAAACCGCCUACAUGCUGACGGCAGAAUUUACAGAUAGGAAGUGUAUCUGCAUACACAUGAGUAAUUAACCUGCUAUAUGUGCAGAUCAGCUAAUUACAGUUCUGGUUACCUCUCGCUGCGUGUGCAACCAGUAUUUUUAGUAGAAUUUUUAGUAGAAAUUGAGCAUUUGUCUGUGACACUCAGUUCUGUAUUUUUUAUUGUGCAUUUUUAUGGGUCAUUUCUAUUCUUGUCUGUUGAGUUUUGCGUCCAAGACUGAUUGCAUUACAUCUUUGAGAGCAUUGCUUGUCGGUUCAGGCCCGGGUUGUUUUAAAUUGCACUGUGCUAUAAAGAAAGAUUAUUCUUCUAUGCUUUCUAGAAUGCUUUUUGAAACUGAACUGCAGUUCAUUUUGUGGAUGCUUUAAUCGUGUGAACACUGAACUGCUGAUACGUUUUUAGAGAUUGUCUUUGAGGAGAAGAGGAAUUAGGAUGCUGAAUGCCUCGUGUGUUUUGUUUUCCAGAAAUUUUUGGACCACGAAGCAUUUUGAUAAUAAAGAUGUUACAGUGA